Messenger RNA from Grus americana (Whooping crane), 4892 nucleotides. RefSeq names its product dual serine/threonine and tyrosine protein kinase (gene DSTYK). The transcript is spliced from 13 exons. NCBI's taxonomy places the organism in Eukaryota, Metazoa, Chordata, Aves, Gruiformes, Gruidae. Bases 106 to 2913 code for a protein of 935 amino acids. Gene Ontology annotation, molecular function: ATP binding; protein kinase activity. The record is from RefSeq and is a predicted model, not a curated record. Gene Ontology annotation, biological process: protein phosphorylation.
GCGCGCCGUUCCCGCCGGGAGGGCGGAGAGACCGGGAGCGGCAGCCUGGCAGGGGCCGAGUGUCCCCCGCGGUGGGGAGGGGAUAGCGGAACGGACCCGGAGGACAUGGAGGGCGAAGGGGCCCCUUCGUGGCGGGGUCCCGGCGGGGGCGGCGGGGUGAUCCGCGAACUGUGCCGCUCCUUCGGCCACUACAACCGGCACCUGGCGCGGCUGCAGCACAACCUGCGCGAAACCAAGAAGUUCUUCCGCGACGUCAAGUACUCCCAGGGGCACCCCUUCUCCUCAGCGGCGAUCGGCGAGGGCCUCCCCGCCGGGACUGGGGACGGGGCCUCCCGGGACGGUCCCGCACCCGGCGGGCAGAAUUUCAUUUCCUUCCCUCGCCAUGAGGAAGAGCAUCUCCAGCGGACUGUGAGCUGGCACCCUUGCCUUCUGAUUCUUGGCCAGAACUGUAAUGCCAAAUGCCAGUUACUCAACAUACUGCUGGGUGAUAAGCUGCUCCCUACCACCAAAAUCAGCAAUGAGGAGAAUUGUAAGAGGCGACGGAUCCGUUUCACGCAUGGGACACAAACACGGAUUAGCCUAGCGCUGCCUGAGCAGUAUGAACUGGUUCAUAUGAUGGCAGCCCAUCGAGGGCACUGGGACACGAUACCAGAGGAGGACUUAGAAAUUCAGGGGGACAGUGAAGAUCCUGCUCACCGGAUAGCGGAGCUGGAGGUCAUGCUGCCGUACUCACUACUAAAGGAAGUGGAUGUUGUGGUAGCACCAUGUCGUGGAUUCCAGUCUGCUGAAGCCACCUUGGGAGAGUACGUGAACCAAGUCUUGCCUGUUGUCAUCUUUGCCAUCAGCGAGGCUGAACUUUCCUCAUCGGAUGAGAAUGAACUGCGCGAAAUCAAAGAGAAAUUCUCUUUGCCCAUUUUCUUCUUCAAAGUGCCAGAAUCGGGGGUUGAGCUGAUCUCACCCAAAAACACUGAGAAUGAAAAGUCUUCCCUUUACUGCCAGCUGAUGGACUUGGAGUACCUGAGUACCAACCACUGCAGCUGUGGGGCACCCGGUCCGGACGCUGAUGCCCAAAGCAUGCUGGUGGAGCAGUUUGAGAAGCUCCGUCUCCUAAGCACUUUUUCUAGGCAGGUGCUUCAGAAGCAUCUUGUGGAAGCAGCUACCAGUUUAAAUGAGGUACACUGCCGCUGCCUGAACAUCUUCAUCAAUCAGGCUUUCGACAUGCAGCGAGACCUGCAAAUCACCCCCAAGAGGCUGGAGUAUACCCGCAAGAAGGAGAACGAGCUCUAUGAGUCUCUGAUGAACAUUGCCAACCGCAAACAAGAGGAGAUGAAGGACAUGAUCAUAGAGACUCUUAGUAAUAUGAAAGAGGAGCUCUUGGAGGAUGCUGCUAAUAUGGAAUUCAAAGAUAUCAUCAUUCCUGAGAAUGGGGAACCUGUUAGUUCCAAGGACAUCAAGUGUUGUAUUAAGCAAAUUCAGGAACUGAUUAUUUCUCGGUUAAACCAAGCAGUUGCCAACAAGUUAAUUAGUUCAGUGGACUAUCUGCGAGAGAGCUUUGUAGGGACUCUGGAGAGAUGUCUGAAGAGCCUGGAGGAGUCUUGGGAGGUUUCAGUACAUCCUGCAAGGAGUUUGGAGAAGUCAAAGGAUGUUUCUGUGCACAUCACAAGCAAUUAUCUUAAACAGAUACUAAAUGCAGCCUAUCAUGUUGAAGUCACUUUCCACUCUGGCUCAACAGUAACCAGGAUGCUGUGGGAACAGAUCAAACAGAUAAUCCAGCGGAUUACAUGGGUCAGCCCGCCUGCCAUCACCAGUGACUGGAAGAGGAAAGUUGCUCAGGAUGCUAUUGAGAGCCUCAGUGCCUCCAAGUUAGCCAAGAGCAUUUGCAGCCAGUUCCGGACCAGGCUAAACAGUUCCCAUGAGGCUUUUGCAGCUUCUCUGCGACAGUUAGAAGAUGGCCAUUCUGGCAGGCUGGAGAAAACAGAAGACCUGUGGUUGAAGGUGCGGAAAGAUCAUGCUCCUCGACUAGCACGACUCUCGCUGGAGAGCAGGUCCCUCCAGGAUGUGCUGUUACAUGGCAAACCGAAGUUGGGCCGUGAGCUGGGCCGAGGACAGUAUGGCGUGGUCUAUCUGUGUGACAGCUGGGGAGGGCAUUUCCCAUGUGCACUGAAAUCUGUUGUUCCUCCGGAUGAGAAGCACUGGAAUGACCUUGCACUUGAGUUUCACUAUAUGAGGUCUCUGCAGACACACGAGCGGCUCGUACAUCUCCAUGGUUCUGUGAUAGAUUAUGGCUAUGGAGGAGGCUCCAGCAUUGCUGUCUUACUGAUAAUGGAACGGUUGCACAGAGACCUCUAUACAGGACUAAAGGCUGGGCUAGAAUUAGAAACACGAUUACAGAUUGCCUUGGAUGUAGUUGAAGGGAUCCGUUAUCUUCACAGUCAGGGACUUGUGCACCGGGAUAUCAAACUUAAAAAUGUCUUGCUUGACAAAAAGAAUCGAGCCAAAAUCACUGACUUGGGGUUCUGCAAACCAGAAGCCAUGAUGUCUGGCAGUAUUGUAGGCACACCCAUUCAUAUGGCUCCUGAGCUCUUUACAGGAAAGUAUGAUAACUCAGUGGAUGUUUAUGCAUUUGGCAUUCUGUUUUGGUACAUUUGUUCGGGACAUGUGAAGUUACCGGAGGCUUUUGAGAGAUGUGCAAGCAAAGAUCACCUUUGGAACAAUGUUAGAAGAGGAGUUCGCCCGGAGCGUCUUCCUGUGUUUGAUGAGGAAUGCUGGCAGCUGAUGGAAGCCUGCUGGGAUGGAGACUCCUCCCAGCGCCCUCUCUUAGGGAUUGUUCAACCUAUGCUGCAGGGGAUCAUGGACAGGCUCUGCAAGUCAAGCUCUGAGCACCCAAAUAAAGGGUUGGAUGACUCUACUUGAAAAGGAAGCACAGAAGAAUUUUUAAUUGUGGGAGAGUUCUGAACCCCUAAGUCUGCAGAUGGCUUCUUCAGAUGUAGCUCUUUGUGGCUAACAUGAGUGGGACAGGUAAUAGCAACCAGAAGAUUGCUCGUAGAGGUGAGACCUCGGGGAUGUUCCAUCUUGAAUAGCGGCCAGAGAAAUCUCCCCCGGUACACCCCACUGAUGCUAGUUACCCCGCUGCAGCUUUUAUUGUGGAGUUGUGCAAAUACGAUAGAAACUCCAUGCCCUUGAACUGAAAGGGAUUUUUGCCAAUCCCACACAAAUACCAAUCAAUGAAAAAGCAUCUUGUGUGUUCCAGGUAGCAUCUGUGUCACUAGGAGUUGAUCAUGACAGUCUUUACUCAGUAAAGUAAAAACCCUUCCCAUUAACUGAUGGUCCUAGGUGGCCUUCGGUCCACACACAACUAUCCCAAUCACUUAUCGAUUGGCACCAGUUACAGUGCGGUCGGAGAGGAAGGAGAAAGCAGAGGCUGUAGGCUAGAAAGUGUUUGGAAGCUAAGAGCAUCUAUCUGUAUUAGCUUCUUGCAACACUCAAAAUGUUUACAUUGACAGGAGCAAAGCUUCCAUGUUUUACCUAAGGGGGUUUAUCUACUGUUCCACUGCAGUGCAAAUACCCCACGUUAUAAGCUAUUUAUCUCUUAUGUAUCCUUCACCUCUUACUUCUGUAAACAAACUCCUUUUUCUGGUAAUUUUGCUUCAUAAUAGUUAUUUGAAUGUCUGAAGAAACCUGACCUUUCUUUUACAGUCUUCUGGUAAAAUGGAAGACUGCUCAGAGAUUACAUAUUGUAAUACCAAAACAAAGUCAUUACAACUAAUGACUGUCCAUGGGGAAAAUGCCAAUUCAUUUUAAUUAAAUUUGGGUUUUGAAUUAGUUCUAAAGGCAAUGACAGUUUUAAAUUGUGCUAACUAUGACGGACAUAUUUUUAAAAAUAAGGUUUCUUCAGCUUUUUUUUUUAAAGUCACAUGCUUGGUGAGAGCAUACUCAAGGGAAAACAGGUCAUUCAUUCUUCUUCAGUAGCUGUGUAUUGUGGCUGUGUCCGUUCAUCUGAUUGUUUCACUCUGGGAUCUCUAAUUUGGCUGUAUUGAAAAGAAUAAAAAAUGGGGGGGAGGGAAACCUUUGCAAGGAAGACUGGGCUGGGGUGGUCCCGCUGCCCUUUCCAGGAGAGGGGUGAAAAUCAUGUCCUUGCCUUUUGCAUUUCUGGGCCAAGGUUGGUUGAUCUGUAAUGUAAUAUACCUAUGGGGUGGAGGCUGAAAUAGAAAAUGCACCUUCUUUACUACAUGAGGAAAUAACUGAGUUGGCAAGUUCUCCCUGGGUUUACUGUUGCUCCCAGCUGCAGGGGACGGGCAUGCAGUGGCUUUGUUUCCCAGGAAAGCUAGCAUGCUGCAUCCAAAGUAGCGUAGGCAUGUGGAAUUACUGCACCUUGUUGCUGGAAUUUAUUGGCUAGUACACAGCAAAAUUACAACCGAUAGUCUGCCUGUUAAACAGCUUGAACAAAGGAAAGGGAUACAUAACCCUACAGUAUUAGUUUAGUUUAAAUCUUCCUUUGUGCAAUAAACAGAAUUAAUGCUUUUUUUAUAUACAAAAGACUUUUUUUACUUACCUGCACGUGUGGGCAUUUUUGUGCUCUGUGAUGGCAUUAACAUAAGGUUCUACACAGAUACAGCCUCGCCAGCUGCUCCAGCUGGAAGUGCAGCAACCAAGAACCACAUGCGCAGAAGAACGAAUACUUUUCCAAAGUAGAAUCGUUAGGCGUUUCACUGCCUCGGUGCACGCUCACGCCACCAAUGACACUAACAGUAUUAACUCUGUUCUGCUGUGUGUGGUGGUUAGUAACCUUAUUUAAAACUAUAGGAGAGUCAAGGUCAGUCUCUUGCAAUUAAUAGAAGUAGCUUGUGUAAAUAAUAAAUGUAUGAAUAAAAUUUAAAUCUCUGUAUAUGCAA